GUGCCAUGGUCGUCGCAUGGUGCGAGUAUCGGCUUGGGGCUGCGCAGCUGCUUGAUGCGAAAGAUGCGGUGGCUUACGCGUGGAGGAUGUGGGCCUCCCUCUCGCAUGGGUGCGACCACGGUCAUGGUGUUGCCGAAGAUGAGGAAUGGUCUGGAGCCCCGUUUGACCUCGAGAUGGGAGAAGAAAGUGCCGCCUGCAAGGUCGCUGCACCAGAGAUCUGCUCGGUCAACCCAUUCGCGUGCUUCUGGUUCCUGUUGGUAUUGGGUCCUCAGCUUGUCGAGUAUACCGUGGAUGGUUUGCGUCGUAGCUUUGCCGGCCUGCUCCCGUUUGACUGGGAACUCUGGUAUUGGAGG
Messenger RNA from Prorocentrum cordatum, 353 nucleotides. The record is from the annotation of a GenBank genome assembly. Lineage: Eukaryota; Dinophyceae; Prorocentrales; Prorocentraceae.